This is a messenger RNA of Ctenocephalides felis (cat flea), 4080 nucleotides long. RefSeq names its product patched domain-containing protein 3 (gene Ptr). The transcript is spliced from 13 exons. The coding region runs from base 289 to 3588 and encodes 1099 amino acids. Gene Ontology annotation, cellular component: cytoplasmic vesicle membrane; plasma membrane. The record is from RefSeq and is a predicted model, not a curated record. Lineage: Eukaryota; Metazoa; Arthropoda; Insecta; Siphonaptera; Pulicidae.
CCUUUCCGGAUUAAAAAAUAAAGUACUGUAUCAUAAUAUUAUCCCCAUCAUGGCAGAAACAGGAUAAAAGUGACCUCAGGAUCUGGACCAAAUUUUAUUCAACCAUUUGUGCAACAGGAUACUUUAUCAGUGCGGUUCGGUUAUCCUUUGUGGUAAAUUUAGUGAAUUUGGGAGAGAUAAUUUUGGAUAGUGGUUUUAUUAUUUUUGUGCAAGUUUUGUGCUUUUAUACAGUGAUUAUUGAAAGGAACAUAUUUUAUUGGUGGCGCAGGAUUUAUAACAAAUCUGAAGAUGACCUGCGGCGUGACCUUCGUGGACCGCCUGCUGAAUCGCUCGUUCUACAAAUUAGGUCUCCUGGUUGGCAACCAUCCUGGAUAUUUCAUAGUAGUUCCUAUUUUACUGACCCUGCUCUGUUGUACGGGCUACCAAAGAGUCAAAUAUGUGAUAGAUCCAGAAUAUCUAUUUUCACCAGUCAGAGGUGAAGGAAAAUACGAACGAGCGAUCGUGGAAAGCUAUUUCAAAGUCGAUUAUACGAACAGAUUCAAUGUGGCCAGGAUCACUCGACCAGGUCGUUUUGGAAGAGUAAUAGUGGUUCCAAAAGAUGGAGACAACCUGCUCCGGGCAGAAGUGUGGCACGAAUUGCGAUUGCUGGACGAUCUCAUACAAAAUGCCACAGUUCAGUGGCCUCCUGCAAAAGGCUUAGGAGCAGGAAUGGACGACGAUGAGGAACCUCAUACUUUUACUUACCAUGAUGCCUGCGCCAGGUGGCAGCAGCAGUGUUUUACGAAUGAUAUCCUGAAUUUGGACCACAUUAUCGAAGAUGUGGAAUCCGGAGCACUAAAUCUGACUUUCCCAGUAAUGUUCAACCCAGUGACCUGGGAUGCCCAUGCUUUUCCGGUGUUCUUUGGUGGGACGGAAGUUGAUGACGAAGGCCUCAUCCGAAGAGUUCCUUCUUUACAAUUGGUUUAUUUUGUGGCUGCAGACACCAGGAGGCAGGAUGCAAAGGGUGCAGCCUGGGAAGAAGCUUUUCUGGAUGCUGUCGGACAGGCUGAAGAAAAUGGAUACUUUAAACAUAUAUCAGUAGCUCGAUUUGCAUCACGUACCCUUGAUCAUGAACUUGAGAAAAAUACUCGCACAGUCGUUCCUUAUUUUGGAUCUACUUUUGCUAUUAUGGCUCUAUUUUCAACGAUCACUUGCAUGAUGGGGGAUCAGGUCCGUUCUAAGCCUUGGCUCGGUUUGUUGGGAAAUGUAUCGGCCGUAAUGGCAACUUUGGCCGCGUUCGGAAUGUCCAUGUACCUGGACAUUGAAUUUAUCGGAAUCAACUUGGCCGCGCCUUUCCUCAUGAUAGGUAUUGGUAUCGAUGACACUUUCGUGAUGCUGGCAGCCUGGCGCCGGACAUCACCACAUCUGCCUGUUCCGGAACGAAUGGCCAAAACCUUGUCCGACGCUGCCGUCUCCAUCACCAUCACCAGCUUGACAGACACCAUUAGUUUCUGGAUAGGUGUCAUCAGUCCCUUCCCGUCUGUUAGGAUAUUCUGCGCUUAUUCAGGUUUUGCUGUAUGUUUCACCUUCCUCUGGCACCUGACAUUCUUCGCCGGUUGCAUGGCCAUCUCAGGCCACUGUGAGAAGAAGAAUCUGCACGCGAUCAUGUGCUUCAAAGUGGACACCGUCUCUCAGGCGAUAGCAAAGAAACGAUCUCGUCUGUACCUCUGGUUCUGUGCCGGUGGUGUUGACCCUGCCGAUCCUCAUCAUCCAAUAGACAACAAAGAGCACGUCUUGAUGGCCUUCAUGAGGGACAAAGUGGCAGCAGCCAUCAACUGUGGAUGGGUUAAGGCUUUCAUUUUAAUUGCAUUUGCUGCUUAUCUUGCAGGUGCUGGUUAUGGACUGACACGUAUGCGAGAAGGUUUAGAGCGAAGAAAAUUAUCCAGAUCUGAUUCCUAUUCAGUGGAAUUCUUUGAUCGAGAGGAUAAGUACUAUAGAGAGUUUCCAUACAGAAUACAAGUUAUAAUCAGUGGAGAGCACAACUAUUCUGAUCCUUGGAUUCAAAACGAAGUAGAAACAUUAACGCAACGACUAGAAAAUUCAUCUUACAUCACAUCGCCAUUGUACACAGAAUCUUGGCUUAGGAGCUUCUUGAGCUACGUUGAACGCAACAAUGAUUACCUCAAUAUAACCAUGGACGAAGAAGAACCUUUCCUAGAAGCUUUGAAAGAGCUAUGGCUUUUCCCGGCAAAUCCGUUCUCUCUGGACGUAAGUUUUAAUAAAGCCGGUGAUAGAAUCCAAGCAUCCAGGUUUCUAAUUCAAGCUGUCAACAUCAGUGAUACAAAUCACGAGAAGGAAAUGGUCAAAGCUUUGCGUCAGAUUUGUCAUGAGUCUCCUUUGAAUGCCAGUGUCUUCCAUCCAUAUUUUGUGUUCUUCGAUCAAUUCGAAUUGGUUCGUCCGACAUCCAUCCAAAGUAUGAUAAUUGGUGCCAUCAUAAUGAUGAUUAUUUCCUUUGUAUUUAUACCAAAUUUCCUUUGUUCUCUGUGGGUUGCGUUCAGUGUUGUUUCUAUCGAACUCGGAGUUGCUGGAUACAUGUCGUUGUGGGAUGUUAAUUUAGAUUCAGUUUCUAUGAUUAAUUUAAUUAUGUGCAUAGGAUUUUCCGUAGAUUUCACAGCGCACAUCUGCUACGCGUAUAUGUCAUCAAAAGCAGAAGAUCCAAAAGAACGAGUUCGGGAAUGUUUAUAUUCUUUAGGUCUUCCUAUAGUGCAAGGAUCCUUUAGUACUAUUCUUGGAGUCCUUGCUCUGGUUUUAGCUGGAAGUUAUAUCUUCUUAGUAUUCUUCAAAAUGGUGUUCCUCGUUAUCUUCUUUGGAGCCAUGCACGGAUUAUUCUUACUGCCUGUUCUGUUAUCAUUAUUUGGACCAGGUUCCUGCACAUACAAAUCUGAUAAAUCUAGAGAUUCACAUUUAGACAGGUACCCACCACCAUAUAUAAUUCCAAACAACUCCCAACUCGCCCUAGCUGGUAGCCCUUAUGGCGGCAAAACAUUUUUGGGAAGUCCAUACAAGUUAUAUGGCGAUGAUAAAGAUUUAGGAAUUGGUACAUCUGGAGAAGACACUAGCGAAUCUAGUUCUAAUAAAAGUCAACGUCGGGAAGCCUUAGAGGAUGAGAACACAAGAAGGCGCUAUGAGGAAGGAUGGCGAAGAUCAGCACAUGUAACAUCUCAAUUCCAACCUGUGCAAGUGCUGGAUAUAUAUGGUCAUGAAGCUGAAAAAGCUUGGAGACGUGGAAGGAGUUUCAAUGAAGCUAAAGCAAGGAAAGAUUCUAGGAGAACUUCUCCAUAUGGUGAAAGAAAAUUAUCAUAUGAAGAAAGAAAGUUGUCCUAUGAAGAGAGGUUGCCUUCAAGGGAAGAUUGGAGGCAAUAUGGAGAUGAUUUGUCUUAUGGAAACUCAAGACGAUCAUCUCAAGAAGAAAGUACUAGGAAAUACAGCGACGAAAUGAAUAGAUACAGAAGGUACUCUCCACCAGAAGGUAUGUACAAGCAGAAUCCUCAAAAAUAUUCAUCUCAACACAGCUUGUACCAUUCGAAAAUGAGAUAUAAUCCAAACUAGCACAUAGAAGCAAAUAGCUGACAAAAUGUUCAUGUUUGUGUCAUCCCUUACCUUCAGUGGUAAGAUUCUAAAUCAAGUUUGAUAGGAACAUUAAAUAAAUUAUAAAUUUUUAAUUGAUUUUGCUUUCGUGUUUUUAAAUAUUGUUUUGGUGUUUUGUUUUAAAUGACAUUUUUAGUUGUUAAGAUCACAUUAGUCAAUCUAUUUAUUUAUAUAUAAUGUUUUUCAUACGAUAUCAAACUAAUUUAUAAGCUUGCCAAUAGAGACCUUGACAAACUGGAAAAAUAGUGUGCUAGAAUGUACUGUUAAUGUUUUGAUAGUGUAGAUAAUACUGGUCUGUUAAUGUUAUAUAUUUUGCUACCUAUGUAAUAGUUAAAUCUCAAUUUUAACGAGUAAUCUAUUGGUAAUUAGAUUAGUGUAUAUAUAUUUUAGAUACAAUGUAAAUAUAUAGAAAUAUAAGUAACUCUAAUACUUAUUUCUGUUAUGACGACAUAA